Molecule: messenger RNA, 4701 nt
Organism: Bursaphelenchus okinawaensis
Lineage: Eukaryota; Metazoa; Nematoda; Chromadorea; Rhabditida; Aphelenchoididae
Source: the annotation of a GenBank genome assembly
AUGAAGCGCUGGCUUCUAUUAUUUUGUGUAGCCAUAGCCUGUACUCUACUAUGGGCCAUACAUACGCUGAUGUUCGUGCAUGAGUAUGUCAAAGGGUAUCAGAAGGUGGUGGAGAGUCGGUAAGGAUAUUUUUUGAUUUAAGAUUUUUAUUUUGUUUUAAGAUUUUAAAAAUUUGAAAAAAUGACUGCACCGUGCAAUUUUUUUCAAUUUAAGGCUUGCACAGUGCAAAAAAAUGACAUUGUUAAUAAAUAUGGUUGAAAGAUAGUGUUAAAUUAAGAAAUAGACUAUCAGAAACCUUUAGAACUAAUAAUGAAAAAUGUUUUUUCUUUAAUUUUUUUUAAUUUCAAAAUUAAAAAAAAUGACUGCGCCGUGAAAUUUUAUAAAAUUUAAAACUUGCACAGUGCAGUAAAAUGCCAUUUUUAGUUCUAAAAUUUCAAAAAUUAGUUUUUGUAAUCAAAAUAAAGUUUUUAGUUAUAUCUUCAAUAUAACUUUGCACUAUGCAACAAAGUUAUGCACUGUGCAGAAAAAAGGCUGCACAGCGCAAAAAAAUAUUUUUUUAAAAUAAAUUUUAUAAAAUUUUUAUUUUUUUAAAAUUUCUAAUUAAUUUAGCUUUAAAAACGCAUUUUGCAACGUUAUUUUUUCUGGGGUUUUAUUAAAUAUGGCACUGAGAAAUAAAUUCGUUGCACUGUGCAAAAAAAGUAGUCUUAAGUAAAAAACAUUUAUGUGGUCAUAGGGCAGGGUAAAAAUUGAAAAAAUGUUCUGUAUUUACAUAAAGAGAAUGCAAAAAAAUAAUGAAAUUCUGAUAGGGCAAGGUAAAAAUUUUUUAAAAAAAGUUUGAGGGGUGUUUUUACUCUGGCCUACGUUAAUUCACUUUCCCCUACCCUAUCCUACCCUACCCUAACCUACUCUACCAUACCUAUUAAAAAUAUACCUAAACCUUCAUUUUCAGCCACUCAAUCGACCGCCAACCCCUCCCAUCACUGAUAAUUUGCAACAAAUUCCCCUUUCCCAAUCCAGUCUAGAUCGAUUUGGACCCUCCUUUAACCAACAAAUUGUGUUACAGUACCUCCGUUUAUGGCUAGAACACUCAUACGGCUCAGACCCAUCAACAGUACCACUAAACUCGAGUAGUGCCACCGCCGCCGAAGGCAUUAUCAGCCAAAGCUUGUUGGGCGACUCCUUCAAACAGCAUUUGGACAGCUUUCUCCUCCCAUGCCCCGAACUUUUGGACCAAUGUGUGGUGCAGGGGGCAGUGAUGAGUGGUGCUGAAUGUUGUGCGACGUUUGUCAAGCCUUAUUUGUCUACAUUGGAGGGGUUGUGUUAUGUUUUUGAGGCUGAGAAUGUGACACAGGAGAGUUUUCACGUGGAUCAAGGGGUGCGAUUGGACUUUAAAGUAAGGUUUUGAUGUGAAUAAAUUAUAUUUUCUAUAGUAAUAUGAUUUUAAAAUAAGUACCAGUACUAGUACUAUAUAGUACAAGAAAACAUUUUUAAGUUUAGGUAAUAAAAUGCAUUUUAAAAACAAAAAGUUUUGAAAAAUUUUGGAUUUUUUGUUGUUUUUGGGGAUAUUGACAACUUUAAUUUAAGCUUUUGAUGUGAAUAACCUAGAUUUGGUAUGGUAUUAUGGUUUUAGAAUCAGUAGCAGUAGUAGUGCUAGCUAGUACAAAUACAAAAUUUUAAGUUUAGGUAAUAAAAUGCACUUUAAAAGCAAAAAGUUUGGAAUUUUUUUUAAUUUUUGAGCGUUUUUUGAGGUUUUGACAACUUUAAAGCUCUGUAUCCCAAAUACCAAGCGCCAGAUCUAAAUUAAACUAGACACAAGACGUUACUGGUGUUAUUAGUAGUACUCAUUCGAAGUUGCAAGGUUUUUCAUAAACCCUACGUUUAAAAAUGACAUUUUUUCUCAUGUUUUGGUGAAUUCUUGAAAUUUUCUUAAAUUUUAAAUUUUUUUUCUUAAAAACUAUAUAUUAAUUUAAGCUUAAACUUUAUUUCUGGUUAGCUAGUGUCCUUGGGAAGCUGUAUAAAAAAUUUCAUGUUGUUAUAUGUAUUUAAAAACGUUUAAAGACAAAAAAUUUUCAGAUAAGUUCAUCAACAUUCAGUCCAGUAAAGCAUCCAGGCAUAAAAAUGUUUAUAAAAUCACCAAAAACGAGUUCUCUUCGACUGGCUACUGAGUUAGAGGAUCCCAUUGAGGUGUCUUCCGGCAAAGAUUUUAGUGUGAGGAUUCAGAAGGAGGUAAGUUUUUAAAAAAUAAAAUUUUAAAAAAUUUUGAAAUUGUUUAGCUGAAGGGGAAAAAUAAUAAAAAUACGAAAUUUUGUUGUAUUUUACAUUGAUUUCAUUUGUAUUUGCUUAAAUUUUAACGAGUUUUUAAUAAAAAGUUUUGAAUUUUUUAAAUCCCGCCAAAAUUAAUAUUCUUGGCAUUCUGCACUAAGGUACCUAAAAAUAAGAAAACGGCUUUUUAAAGGCGAUAGCCAGUUAUAUUUUUGCCGAAAGUUAAUUUUUUUCUACUAUAAAGUCAAAAAAAUUAUUAAAAUUUUGAAUUUUCAAAAUCCCGCCAAAAGUUUAAAGCGUUUUCAAAGUCAAAUAAAGUUAAAAAAGCUGAUCAAAAAUUUAUUUCUAUAGUGUAAAAAUGACGUUUUUUAUUUGAGAAUCAUUAGAAAUGUUUAAAACCUAUUUAAAACGUUAUGCCAAAAAGUGCGGGAAAUUAAAAAUUUGAAUUUUUUAGUUUCAAAUUUGCUCAAAAAUAACGUUUUUUUAAUAAAAAAUAGUUCAGAAAAAAUUUUUGACAUUUUCAGACUGUAUCCUACCUGGGUGGACAUUGUGGUGAGUCUUCAGAAGACGCUCAUAAUUCAGAUUCGACCAAAUCGACUAAGCCUUCGCUACCUCAAUGUCUAGUGGAAGAAUCAAUCAAAACGUGCAAAUGUGUACCGCUCAGCGUGGUACUAUGGGUUUAUCGUGGAGAUUUUAAUGGGUAAAGCUUUACUUUAAAGAUAUUGCAAAAAGUUUGCACCGUGAAGAAUUUUAUUGCACUGUGCAGAGGUUUGUUGCACUUUGCAGUUUUUUUAUUUCAUAGUGUCAUUUCUUAUUGUAUCUUGAACUUUUUUGGUUGAAAAUAACGUUUUAUAGUAAAGUUAUUAAUUUUUUUGUUGCCUAGAUUUUAAAAAUGGCAUUUUUGGAAUUUUAAGGUAUUUUAUUGCAUUGUGCAGUUUUUCUUUGCACUGUGCCGUUUCUUAUUGCACCAUGCAGCUUCGUAUUUUAGAAAGUACUUUUUGUUCUACUUAUGGCAUUUCUUUAUGUAAUGUGUAUACAGAAAUCACAUUUUUCGUUUGUCUGCUAUUUUAUUGCACUUUUAAAUUUUUGCAUUGCACCGUGCAAUAUUUUUUUUUUUGAUUUUAGACCUGAAAAAGUGAAAUUUUAAAAAUCAUUUUUAGUUUUAUAAAAUACAGUUAAAAAUGUAAUUUUCAGUCAACUGAUCAGUCAAUUAAAUGCCACUUCAAUUUGCACAGCUGGAGAAUAUGAUCGAUGUUCACGAGCGUUCAUGGAGGUCUCGCGACCUAAUUAUUGGACUACUGAUGUUAGUACGGCUAAAAAUAAAUUGGCCACGAGUUUGAGGACGUGUAAAAGGUAUAGAAUGACACUUUUUUUAGUUAUUUUUUAGUUUUAAAUUACCUGUUGCAGAAUGCCAGAGUUUAAGGAUUUUGGCGCGAUUUUUAAAAUUUGAAUUUUUUAUUGUGACAAAAUGGACUUAUACGGAUUUUAAUACAUGUUCGGCUGUCAAUACCGUACUUUACAACUUAAAAGCAUCAUUUAUAGUCAUUUGAUGCAGAAUGCAAAACGUUUUUUCUUCUUUGGCGGGGUUUUUGAAAUUUGAAUUUUUUGUUGUUAAAAAUGGUUUAAUCCUUGUUUCAGUGGAAUGGUUUUAUGUAACGUAUUUUACAACUCAAAAUUAUCAUUUAAAAUUAUUUGCUGCAAACUUCCAAGUUUUUAUAUUUUUGGCGGGAUUUUUGAAAUUUGAAAUUUUUCAGAAACAAAGAGGGUUAAGAUAAGAGUUUAGAGUAACAAACAUGAUGUAGGAUAAGAAAUUCACAUUGCAAGAUAUUUGCUUCAUAAUGCCAAGGUUUUUUUAUUUUCGGCGGAAUUUUCGAGAUUUGAAUUUUGUUUGCGCAAAACGGUCGAUUAUAGGUUUUUUUAUUGAAAAUUUUUAUCAAACCUCGUAUUUUAGAUUAAUUUAAUGUUUUUAUUUUGUACAAUUGAUAUGACAUUCUUUACAGCAAGGCCCGUAUACCAUGUCAAAGAGUCAAUUACAACCCCAAGGUCUCAGUCCAACAAAACCCCGCCUCAGCCGACUUCGUCGCCUCCUUCUCUGUAUCCUACGACUCGACCGACCUAAUUGAAAAGCUACACCAGCCCAAUCCAUCCUUCUUCGAGUUGCUAUCAUUUGCCGGCUACAAUCUGGCCUUAUGGUUCUGUAUCGGAUUCAUUUUGUACAUGUUCAUCAGGACAACAUGUUGCAGGUCGACUCAGAAGCAACACAAGGUGAUGCCAAGCCCAUCGCUAGUCCAAAGCGCGGCCAAUAGUCGGCCGAACAGUCAGGAGCAUAUGAUUGUGGGUAGGAACGUGCUGCCUCCGAUUGGCACGGCCAGGAGCAUUCAGGACUCAACUAAAGGUUUGGUUCGGAGUAUUGCGUUACCUUCAACUUCAUCGACGUGA